AAUCUAAAAUCACUAUAAAAUUCCCCCAAAUUCAUCCGAAAUCAUUUUCAAUUCACACCGAAAUGCAAAAUCCCAAUUUUCUAAUACCCCUUUUGUUUUCGAUAGCAAUCCCAAUCCUCUUCCUCAGCAAUUUCUCAGCUGAAUCAACUUUCUGCUCUGACUCAAUGGCGACAACCACCACUUUGGGCGGAGUCCGCCCUUCCCAGGAAUCCCAAAACAGCGCCGAGCUGGAAAACCUCGCUCGCUUUGCCGUCGACGAGCACAACAAGAAAGGAAAUGCGAUGGUCGAGUUUGUGAGGCUCGUGAAAGCAAGCGAGCAAGUGGUGGCCGGGACGCUUCACCAUUUGACGUUGGAGGCUAUGGAUGCCGGCAAAAAGAAGCUUUAUGAGGCUAAAGUUUGGGUUAAGCCUUGGAUGGACUUUAAAGAACUGCAGGAGUUCAAACAUGCUGGUGACGCUGAUGAUUCCCGUUCUUUCACCGCUUCGGAUCUGGGAGCCAAUAAAGGUGUCCCUGAGCCAAUGCUGCAAGCUGUGGCCACGGACGAUCCUGUAGUUCGGGAUGCUGCGGAUCAUGCUGUGAAGAGCAUACAACAGAGAUCCAAUUCCAUGCUGCCUUAUGAACUUAAAGAAAUCGUUCAUGCCAAUGCCGAAGUAUUGGAAGAUUCUGCUAAACUCAACAUGCUUCUGAAGUUGAAGAGAGGAGACAAGGAAGAGAAGUUCAAGGUGGAGGUACACCAAAAGAGAGAAGGGACUUAUCAUUUAAACCACAUGGAGCACGACCACUCUUGAAAGCUAAUGUUAUGGUAAAUUGUUAGAGUUUGAAUCUAAAAAUUACUUAAAACCUAUGUUUGUAAGAAUGUUUUUCUUUAUAGGGAUGUUUCUAAUCUUGAGAAUAGUUAGGGUUUGAUUGUAGAAAUAGUUUGAAUCUAGUAUCAUGUGCUCACCUUUACUCCUCUGUCAAUCCUAUGUCUGUAAGAAUGCUUAUCCUUUUAUGAAUGUCGCUAAUCUUCGGAUUAUGUAACGACCUCUUGAAAUAUGGUGUUUUUCUUUGCAGUUUUUU
Messenger RNA from Hibiscus syriacus, 1059 nucleotides. RefSeq names its product cysteine proteinase inhibitor 6-like. The transcript has 3 exons. The record is from RefSeq and is a predicted model, not a curated record. Gene Ontology annotation, molecular function: cysteine-type endopeptidase inhibitor activity. The coding region runs from base 63 to 788 and encodes 241 amino acids. Lineage: Eukaryota; Viridiplantae; Streptophyta; Magnoliopsida; Malvales; Malvaceae.